AUGAGCGAUAUCAGUAUGGAGGAGGAGGAGGAAAUGGGGGAUUCUUCUCUUCCCGAGUCUCCUGCUCCUCCCCCAGAUAGUAGCUUGUCAAUUGCUAUAGAGAUUCCGUCGUUCGAAGGCAGCAGAGACGAUUAUCCUUUCUACGAAGCGGACAAUUCCUCAGUACAGCGUAUUGUUGCCGAGAGAGAUCGAUAUGGUGAGCAACAGUACAAAGUCCUUAGUUGGGAUGGGGAAACGCAAUGGCUUCCGUGGGAUGUCGUUAUAGGAAUGGACCUCGGAAACGAAGCUCUCACCGAAUUCGAACAGCGUCCAAGGCUCGGCUAUGAUGGCGCUGGUAAUGACGACGAUGAUUACGCCGAUGAAGGACCGAUAGCUGUCGAUUCAAGUGAUGAAGCAAUGAAUGGUCGAAAUGAUGACGAAGAAGAGGAUAGCGAUGAAGAUGUUAGGCCUCGAGAGAAACAGAAACGCGCCCGUAGAAGCACCCGGAGUUCUACUGCAGCUUCUUCUAUACCAGUGCAAGGUGGUAAUAGCCAGUCUAGACGUCUGAAAGUCAGCGCCAGACAAGCUGCACUACGCGAAAAGGUACAAAAGAAACAACAAAAACAAGCAUCUCGCUCUAGAAACAUGUCUAGCAAUAGGCCGACUAGAAGUACGCGAACUUCAGCUCGAACCGCCGGAAGGUUGAUUUCCCAGGCGAUAGCUAAGGCGGCAGUUAUUGAUGACUUUGACUCCGAUGUUUCUGAAACGUCAGAAGAUAUUAUCGUAUCUGACCUUCAGGAUACGCCGUCCCACUGGAAGAAAAAGGGACGAAACACUGCUAGGGUUCUCUCUGACUCUGAUGACGACAUAUCAGGGCGAACCAGAAAAAGGCAAUCAAAGAAGCGCGCAAGAUCUUGGAGUGAAGAAGAAGUUGAGAACCGUCGAUCAGGCCGUACUGCCCACUUCAAAGGCAGCCUCAAGGAGCGUGACGAAGAUGAUAUCGAAGCUGUCGAAGUCAAGCCCUCAGCACCUCGUGUGGUCUACCAGCAAGAGGUUUUUAAGGAGUUUAGCCAUGAUUCACAGUUCGCCCAAGUCCACACCUGGUGGUGUGACACCUGUUCCGAUCCUGCCGGUCGUCAGAAGGGGCCGUUAGUUUUGUGCCAGGGUUGCUCCAGCACCUUUCAUAAAGGGUGUAUUGGGAAUAGAGCUUCUCGCGAGCAUCUUGUUACUAAACUUUCAGACCAUCAAGACCACCAAUUCGUUCUCCAGUGCAAGAGAUGUAUCAGGAAGGCUCACAAGGCCGAAAAACGGCCACCACGCUUCGAUGUUUGUUUGGACUGCCGUGCUGUUGGACGCUCCUGCGAGCCAUUUAGGAAGAUUCCUGUAACGAAAGCUGAACGGGAAGCAACACCGGAAGUGAAUGUCCCGGGUUUCAAGAUCAAUAAUCCGGAAAACAUUCUCUUUCGAUGUUGCAAGUGCCACAGAGCGUGCCACUUCCAUCACCUCCCACACCGAGGCGGCUCCAGCACUCCGCAGGCGAGCACUGGAAUCGCAAAGAUACGACUAAACCAGUAUAACUCAGACUGGACUUGUUUAGAUUGUGUCGAAAUAGGUGAUGGGAAGAUUAAGGAUCUUGUUGCGUGGAGACCAUCUGAUGACGCCUUGAAAGAGUCGAAAGAUACGUUCGAUUCUGGUAUUCACGAAUUUGAUCAUGACGAGAUCGAAUACCUGAUCCGCUUAGCCGGCGAUGAUUUCUCAAAAGCGAAGUGGUCCUCGGGAGCCUGGGUGUAUACCAUAGCUUUCCCAGCUAUGAGAACUGCAUUCGAAAAGUACAAUCCUCCGCCAAAGUGGACUUCGGCUGAUGCAAUUCCGGAAAGUUAUUUCCGAAUUGAUAUCAUUUUUGAUGUAAAGUAUACCAGCAUCGUCCCAAACAUGACUGAGAACGUCGAAAGACAUCGCAUCAGAGAAAUAAUAGAAGUUUUCGUCAAGUUCAAGGGCCUUGGGUACGAAGAGGCAAUGUGGGUUCCACCACCAAGCGAGGAGGAAGAAGAAAGGUAUGCCGACUUCAAGCGUGCAUAUUUCGAGUACUGCAAAGGAAACCAUGUCCGUUUACCCCGUGGCGUCCUCAAGUCUAUCCAAAUGUUGCGCGAGAAGUUCCAAGAGAAUUUUAACCCGCUGGAGGUCAAAACCCAGCCCAAGUAUAUCUCCGGUGGAACACUCAAGGAUUACCAGAUUGAAGGUAUGAAUUGGUUAUACUAUAGGUGGUUUCUCGGGAAGAACGCUAUCCUCGCCGAUGAGAUGGGUCUUGGCAAAACCAUCCAGAUCAUCUCAUUCUUAGAGGUUCUCCGGCAAGAACAUAAGGUCUGGCCAUGCUUAGUCGUCGCACCCCAUUCGACAGUUCCAAAUUGGGUGAGAGAAAUCCGGACAUGGGCCCCCGGGAUGCGGGUCGUCGCCUUUUUCGGGUCGGGAGAGUCUUUAAGACUCACAAAAAAGUACGAGCUAUUCAGCAGCGCGCCUAGCGCGUCCGCUCGAGACUUGAAAUGCCACAUCGUGGUUUCCUCCUACCAGGCAAUUGCUGACCACAGCUCUGCACUGAAGUCUGUUCCCUGGCAGGUUCUAGUUGUUGAUGAGGGGCAACGCCUGAAAAGUGAUGAGACUAUCCUGUAUAAGGAACUUUCUGCAUUGAAAUUCCAGCAUAAGGUCUUGCUUACCGGCACCCCGUUGCAGAAUAAUAUCCGAGAAUUGUUCAACCUUUUACAGUUCCUUGACCCCGACAACGUCAACGCUAAAGAACUCGAGGAACAGUUUUCGGAGGUGACAAAGGAGAAUUUAAACGAACUCCACGAAAGGAUUAGGCCGUACUUCUUGAGGCGAACAAAAGCACAAGCCUUGAAAGAUCUGCCCCCAAUAUCUGAUGUCAUCGUACCCCUCACUGUCACGAAAUUGCAACAGGAGCUCUUAAAAUCGAUAUACAGCAAGGAUGCAGAGCUGCUACGGGCGAUCAUGUCGAAAACGGGCGGCCAACCGGCCAACCGCUCAAAACUGAACAACAUUGUCAUGCAACUCCGUAAGGUGCUAUGCCAUCCAUUCGUAUACGACCAAAAUGUAGAAGAAAAGCUCCAGGACCAACAAUUGUUGCAUCGCAACUUGGUGGACGCAAGCUGCAAGCUCAAAUUCCUUGAGCUCAUCUUGCCCAAACUCCACGAGAAAGGGCACCGCGUCCUCAUGUUUUCCCAAUUUCUCGGUAUGCUUGACAUCAUGGAGGACUUUCUUAACGGGUUAGGUCUCCAGACGCUACGUCUUGAUGGGUCCAAUGAUACGGCGGAGAAGCAAAAGUUGAUUGAUGCCUACAAUGCCCCUGAGUCUCCGUAUUUUGCAUUCAUCUUGUCGACGAGGGCAGGUGGUGUCGGCAUCAACUUAGCUUCCGCUGAUACGGUUAUCAUUUUGGAUCCCGAUUGGAACCCACAUCAGGACCUUCAAGCGAUCGCUCGUGCUCACCGCAUCGGUCAGAAGAAAAAAGUUUUGGUCUUCCACCUUAUGACGGCCAGGUCAUGCGAGGAGAAGAUGCUUCGCAUGGCGAAAGACAAACUUGGGUUGGAUCAUAUGGUCAUUCAACGCAUGGGUGCCGAAGGGCAAGAGGAGGAAGAGAAAGAGGUCGACGUGGCGAGUGUCCUCGCAUAUGGUGCUGAGGAUAUCGUAAAGGGUGAAGUGAAAGACAUCAUCUACACCCCAGAAAGCAUCGACAAGCUUUUGGACCGCGACCAUAUGAAGAAUACGAUCGGAGAGCAGGAGGAAAUCAAUGAAAGAGACGCACAGUUCUCGUUUGCGAGAGUAUGGGCAACGGAGGACGGCGAGCGGGCCGAAAUAGUAAACGAACCCGAGGAGGAUCGAGCGCCAGAUCUCGACCUCUGGGGCAACAUCAUCCAGCAAAGGCUGGACGACGCUGCCCGUGAAAGAGCUGCUAGGAUGGCCGAAUACGGGCGUGGACGGCGUAAGACAGUAGCCGCCAACUACGUUCUUGACGAAAAUAUUGAAGAUGAGUCGGGUAGUGAGUCGGGUAGUAAGUCGGGGGCCAAGGUCGAUGACGGUCCCGGCUCCAAGAACGCGAAGAAAAUGAAGAAAGCUACGUCAGAUGACGAUACUGACUUCUUGGAAACGGACGGCGAAACGGGAGGCGAGAGUGAUGCAGAUUCUGGAACAGAAGCCAUCCCAUUCCGCCCCGGGGAGUUAGAAGGACCAAAAGAUCGAAGCAGAAGUGCUUUGUUCGAUGGAGGGCAUCGUGUUGGCUCCCCUAGUGGAAGCGCUGGCCCGGUUUCUGAGCAAGGAAGUGGACCUAGCAGCAACUUCGAUGCAAUAUAUCCCGAGCAAAUGCACAUCCAACACCCAAUGAACAUGCCACAAAUGUAUCCACAGCAACAGAUGCACCCACCUCCACCUCUCCAACAGAUGUAUCCACUAGAUCUGGGAUACCCACCACAGCAAAUGAAUAUGCCACAGGAAACGAAUUUGCCUGGGCAGCCUCAAUUUAUUGGCGAAGUACCUCCCGGAGGAGCCUUUCACCCGCCUGGUGAUUACUUCCAGAUGGCGAUCCCUCCAGAGAUACAACCAGGGGCCAACGCCCGCAUCACGCCUGUCCUGAACAACUACCCUCGACCCGCCCUUGGAACUUUCUCGACAGCUCUUCACGGCCAAGUCCCUGGCGCCAGCCUUCAAUAUCCCACCCCCCAUCAAGCAUACCCACUCCCUCCCCCACCUCCACGUGGUGUUCCAGUCCAGUGUAAAUUGUGUACCAACACCCAUAUGCCUGGAGAAUGCCCACUGCGAAAAAUACAAGUUGAACAUUGCCAGUUGUGCGGCAUCGCCCAUUUUGGUGAAGGUCCAAUCUGCCCUCAUCUCAGUAGCGUUACUCAAGUGACGACUAUGCUCAAUACGAUUAAGGAAUCGAAUGAUCCAGCUCAACUGCAAGCUAUAGCUAAGAACUAUCUUCGUAAUAGGAAAGGUGCAGUCGUUCAGGCCCGAAAAGUUAAGAAGGCAAAGGCUGAGCGGGUAGCUGCUGAGUUGGAAGCUGCGAAGGAGUUGGCGAGGAAGGGAACUUGA
This is a messenger RNA of Orbilia oligospora ATCC 24927, 5076 nucleotides long. RefSeq lists its product as uncharacterized. Lineage: Eukaryota; Fungi; Ascomycota; Orbiliomycetes; Orbiliales; Orbiliaceae. The record is from RefSeq and is a predicted model, not a curated record. The transcript is spliced from 2 exons. The coding region runs from base 1 to 5076 and encodes 1691 amino acids. Gene Ontology annotation, cellular component: nucleus; chromatin. Gene Ontology annotation, molecular function: ATP-dependent chromatin remodeler activity; chromatin binding; DNA binding. Gene Ontology annotation, biological process: chromatin remodeling; negative regulation of transcription by RNA polymerase II.